Molecule: messenger RNA, 1715 nt
Organism: Parasteatoda tepidariorum (common house spider)
Lineage: Eukaryota; Metazoa; Arthropoda; Arachnida; Araneae; Theridiidae
Product: equilibrative nucleoside transporter 1
Biological process (GO): nucleoside transmembrane transport
Cellular component (GO): plasma membrane
Molecular function (GO): nucleoside transmembrane transporter activity
Source: RefSeq, a predicted model, not a curated record
ACGUUGUUUACGUCGGGAUCAGAUAUUGCGAUAUGCAAUUACUUGUAAGGAAUGUAUCCAUACGAUAUGCAAUUACUUGUAAGGAAGCCUAGCAUUGACUUUAAAAGAGCGCGAAGGGGAAAAAAAGAUCAAAACAAAUAACAUCUCUAAAAACAGUGUGAACAAAUGGCAAAGUACCGUCUUGUUUCGUUCAAACAAAUGCAGGAUAUGAGUGGUGAAAAAGUUGCCGAAAUGGAUGAUGCUUUAGCUUCACAAAAAGUAAAGAAUUAUCAAACCAAUGGCUCCACUCCAACCACUGAACAACCACCUAAAGACAGGUAUAAUGUUGUAAGGCUAACAAUGUACCUAUUUGGAAUAACUUCAUUACUGCCGUGGAAUUUCUUCAUCCAAGCCAAUGACUACUGGAUGUUUAAGUUUCGGAACACAAGCAUCCCGUUUGAUACCGUAGCCGAAGACAAAACAAAUCUCCAAACUUUAUUCUCCAGUUAUCUUGCCAUAGCUAGCAAAGUUCCAUAUGUUGUGUUUUUACUUGUAAACGCUUAUGUCAGUAACAAAUGUCUUCCUUCAAAGAGAAUACAAUAUCCUUUGGUGGUUAUGAUUUUACUCUUCAUCAUUACAACAGUAAUUGUUUUCAUAAAUACCGAUAACAGUCAAGACACGUUCUUUGCUGUUACAAUAGCCAUAGUGGUUGCAAUAAACUCUAUGUGUGGCUUCGUUCAGGGUGGUGGAACAGGUAUAGCUGGCAGCUUACCGAAAAAGUACAUGGGCUAUAACGUCAAUGGCAUGGCGAACUUUACAAUUUUUACAUGUCAAAACAAACAUCCAUGAUGAAUAAAAGUUUACCCAAUGAAGCCCAUAAAAAAACUUCAAAUUUGGAAAUAUUUAAACAGAUAUGGGUGUACGCAUUAGCUAUUGUCUUAGUGUUUUGGGUGUCACUUUCUGUCUUGCCAGCUAUAGUAGUGUUGGUGGUGUCUACCUCAACAGAAAAUACUAUCUGGACAGGUCGAUUGUUUUUACCUGUUGCCUGCUUUUUAUUAUUCAAUGCAGGAGACUUAGUCAGUCGAAUGGUAGCGAUCAGGAUACCAAUACCCUCUAGGUACAAGUACAUCACACUUGCCCUGACAGUAAUGCGUGUUGUGUUUGUUCCACUACUUAUGCUGUGCAAUGCACAUCCAAGGCAUCAUUUACCAAUUGUAUUUGACAGUGAUGUAGACUUCAUCAUCAUCAUUCUAUUCUUUGCUCUCACUGGCGGCUACUGUUGUACCAUCAUUUUAACACAAGGGCCAAAACAAGUGAAAGAAGAAGACCAGGAAAUAGCAGGAUCCCAAAUGGCCUUUUUCCUUGGACUCGGACUUAUGCUUGGCUCUGUUUCAUCUUACGGUCUAGUUCUCCUAUUAUAAUUCAUAAGAGGCUUUCAGACAUUGAUAUCACUUGUGAAUAGUGGUUUUUUACUUAAAAGAUUGUUGAUGAUUGUAAAAGAUAUUUAGAGAGAUUUAUCUGCACACACAAACAGUUGGAUGAAAAAAGAAAAAUGAAAUGAGAACUUAAUAAGGCAUGAAUAAUUAUUAUAAGACAAACUUAAAUCACUUCAGUUAGUCGGAAUUUCAAACAUUACAGCUUUUAAUCAGUAAAUGACAGAAAUAGGCAAAUUUGGAACACUGAUUUUAAUAUUUAAAGUAUAAAAUAAAAUUGGCAAUGACAAAUUAUUUUUUUUU